This is a messenger RNA of Dioscorea cayenensis subsp. rotundata (Guinea yam), 2430 nucleotides long. Its product is annotated as tubulin-folding cofactor D-like. Lineage: Eukaryota; Viridiplantae; Streptophyta; Magnoliopsida; Dioscoreales; Dioscoreaceae. The coding region runs from base 187 to 2430 and encodes 747 amino acids. The transcript has 12 exons. The record is from RefSeq and is a predicted model, not a curated record. Gene Ontology annotation, biological process: post-chaperonin tubulin folding pathway; microtubule cytoskeleton organization; tubulin complex assembly. Gene Ontology annotation, molecular function: GTPase activator activity; beta-tubulin binding.
AAUAAAAAUAAAAAUAAAAAUAAAAAUAAUAAAACCAAAAAAAAAACAGGGGCAAAACCGAAACAAAAAACCCAAAUUUAUUACAGCGCUGAAGUGCUGAAGAUCUUCGAACCUCUGCGGCGCGGUCGCUCACCGGAGGAGGAGCUCUCCGCCGCCGCCGCCGCCGCCGCCGCCGCCGCCGCCGUCAUGGAUGCCCGCGAGGAUGACGAGCACGACUCCAAGGAGAACGUCCUCAUGCGCUACUUCCUCCAAGAAUGGGAGGUCGUCAAAUCCAUCCUUCACAGGAUCGUCGCCGAUGGCCGCGUCUCCAACCCCUCCGACGUCCACAAGAUCCGCUCCAUUGUGGAUAAGUAUCAAGAACAAGGUCAGCUGUUAGAGCCUUAUCUGGAGAGCAUUGUUUCUCCUCUGAUGCUUAUAGUGCGAUCGAGCACAAUGAAACUAGCUGAUGUGUCUGAUGAAGCUCUUGAAAUCAUCAAGCCUAUAUGCAUUAUCAUCUACUCUCUGGUUACUGUUUGUGGGUAUAAGAGUGUUAUCAAGUUUUUUCCACAUCAAGUUUCAGAUCUUGAACUUGCUGUCUUUCUGUUGGAUAAGUGCCACCAUUCAGCUUCAGGGACAUCUUUGCGUCAAGAAAGUACUGGAGAGAUGGAGACAAAAUGCAUCACGCUCUUGUGGCUUUACAUACUUGUUUUAAUUCCUUUUGAUAUAUCUUCAGUUGACACAAGUAUGGCAAACAAUAACUACCUUGGAGGAUUGGAGCUAUCACCAUUGGUCCAUAGGAUAUUGGAUUUUUCCAAGGACUACCUUUCAAGUGCUGGUCCUAUGCGUCGAAUUUCUGGAUUACUGCUUUCAAGGCUUCUAACUCGUCCAGAUAUGCCAAAAGCUUUUAACAGCUUCACUGGAUGGGCACAUGAAGUCUUGGUAUCCAUUGCUGAUGAUGAUGUGGACCACUUUCAGUUGCUUGGUGUUGUAGAAGCUUUAGCUUCGAUAUUCAAGGUUGGUAGUCGAAAAGAUUUGGCCAAUGUGGUUCCUACUAUUUGGAGUGAUAUUGCAUUAUUGAUGAAGUCUACAACCGCUGCUCGCAGUCCUUUACUUCGGAAGUUCAUUGUAAAACUAUCACAACGCAUUGGUCUUACUUGCUUGCCUCAUCGUUCCUCGUCAUGGCAUUAUCAGGGUAUCUGUAGCUCAUUAAGUGUAAAUGUUUCAAUGGAUUAUGCUGGAAAAGCUAGUUCCAGUGUUCUAGAGAAAUCUUCAGAUCAUUCUGUUGAUUUGCAUGCUGCAAGUUACCAAGAUGAGGAUAUUGAAAUUCCAGAAACUGUGGAGGAAAUAAUCGAAAUGCUACUAUCUGGCUUGAGAGAUUCGGACACAGUUGUGCGCUGGUCUGCUGCUAAAGGGCAUUGGUCGGAUAACUGCACGCUUAACAUCUGCCCUGUUAGAGGAUGUGUUGUCUUCAAUAUUGGAGUUGUUUACACCAGGCGAGUAUGUCAGUUUUUCAUGGAAGAAGGGGGCAGCUUUAUGAUGUUAAUUGUGAAUUUAAAGGGAGAUGGUUCAUGGCACGGUGGUUGCUUGGCUUUGGCAGAGCUUGCUCGCAGAGGAUUGUUGUUACCUGUCAGCUUACCAAAAGUUGUUCCUUUCAUUGUAAAGGCAUUGCAUUAUGACAUCCGAAGAGGACCACAUAGUAUUGGAUCUCAUGUACGUGAUGCUGCUGCAUAUGUGUGCUGGGCGUUUGGUCGUGCUUAUUCCAAUUCAGAUAUGAGAAGUAUUUUGGAACUGCUUGCUCCACACCUUCUUACAAUUGCUUGCUAUGACAGAGAGGUUAACUGUAGAAGAGCAGGUUCAGCUGCUUUCCAAGAAAAUGUUGGAAGGCAGGGCUCCUUUCCUCAUGGCAUUGACAUUGUGAAUACAGCAGAUUAUUUUUCUCUUGCUUCGCGAACGAGUUCUUAUCUAAAUGUUGCUGUUUCCAUUGCUCAGUACAAAGAGUAUCUCUAUUCUUUUGCGGAAGAACUAAUACACCACAAAAUUUCUCAUUGGGAUAGAAACUUGAGGGAAUUGGCUGCAGAGGCUCUUUCUGCUCUUGUCAGACAUGAUCAAGAAUAUUUUGCAGGCUAUGCCCUUGAGAAAUUAAUUCCCUGCACUUUGUCAUCAGAUUUGUGCAUGCGCCAUGGUGCUACAGUAGCUGCUGGAGAACUUAUUCUUUCUUUGCAUCAGUGCGGCUUUAACUUUUCUGUUGGAGGACUUCAUGGCCAUGAAGGGUUGCAAGCUUCCUCAAAGACCUUGGAAGAGAUCCAAGCUCAUCCAAAAAUGCCUUAUCUUAUUGCAUUGUUAUUAGAAGUCAAGGUUGAUGAGGAGAUUGAAGUCUUGGACAAAGGUGCAUCAAUGUUGGAGGAGUAUAGGGAUGUGAUACCUGAUGUACUUUUUAAGGUAGAGAACUGA